Molecule: messenger RNA, 1357 nt
Organism: Lactuca saligna
Lineage: Eukaryota; Viridiplantae; Streptophyta; Magnoliopsida; Asterales; Asteraceae
Source: the annotation of a GenBank genome assembly
AUCGUGACGUCAGGCAUGACCAAUAAGAAGUUCUCGAGUCCUAGAAAACCCUCUCAAUUUCUGUCGAUUACACAACAAAAUACAAAUAACUAAGUUCCAUUAUAAUCGAUUUCUUCAUUUAUAAAUGGAAGCUACCGCCCUACAGAAGUUGAUGAAGAUGACAAUUGGAAAGUUCAGGAAAGAGUUUGAAUAUGAACACAUGACGAGAAAUCAAAAUAAGGUCAACGGGGUUGUCUUUUUUCCAGAUGACAUCCUUUUGGAUAUCCUUAAAAGGCUUCCUGAUGCUUUCCUUCGUUAUAAGGCUAAGUAUGUCUGUAGACGAUGGUUCCAUAUAAUCACCAACAUGAUCUUGCUAGACCAUGCUUCUUUCAUCCUCCAGAAGCCAACUGGAAUCUACAGAGCACGCCAUGUGGACAUAAGGGAAGAAAGACAAGGGCUAGAAGUGAAAGAGCGGUAUCUUCACAUACCUUGCACAGGUAGGAUAGAGUCAUGGUGUAAUGAGUUUCUUCUGAUAAGGGAUCUUGAUAGAAAAGGAUCUGUAUAUCUUUUUAAUCUAAUCACCAAGGAAGGAUCAUAUCUACCGCUUUGUAUAUCCUGUGUGGGACGCUAUUUUUGCCUAUGUGGAGUGGCACUUUCUUUUGACGGAUUGAAGAGAGUAUACAAGGUCCUUCGUGUGUCUAUGGGCCCACCAAUGCAAUGCGAUAUUCUUAUUUUGAAAAAAGAUAUCGUCUCUUGUGUUUCCUCAAAGUGGAAAAAUAUCAAAGUCCCGUGUUAUAUGAGUCAAGGAAUGUCUAGUUGGUUUCACCCGGUUUCAGUUCAAGGCAAGUACUUUCACUGGAGUGCUAAUCUUUCUAAGUACCUGGUUUCUAUGGAUAUGGUGAAAGAGAAAUUUUUCCAAUUGCACCUACCUAAAAGUUCUGGUGAUCGUAUGAUAAACCUCUAUUCUGUUUUUGAGAUGGGUGGUUUCCUUACUCUCAUUGGUGGAGUUUCUUUGGACAAAGUUUACAUAUGGAGUCUUAAAGAUUUUCGGAGGAUGGAGUGGGAGAAGUUGCAGUUAGUAACUUUCCCGGAUCAGUACUUUAGAAUAUAUCCCAUUUCAACUGUGAUAAGUAAGAGAUAUAUUAUCUUCAAGGAUUCUGAAUCAAGUAAAAUUAGGCAUAAAAAGUCAUUAUCAUGUGGUGAUAAGCCCCCGGUCCAUCAGGUCUACACUCGCAAGAAGAAAUGUCCCAAAGUUGGCAGCCCAAUGAAUCAUGGCCAAUCUAGUUUUCCGCAGGGAACAGAUCAGGGGCAAUUUGGUCUUUUUGGUGUACCCAACAGCUAUGGAGCAGGAGACACUGAAAGUGGAGAGGAUGUUUAA